Molecule: messenger RNA, 1469 nt
Organism: Thalassophryne amazonica
Lineage: Eukaryota; Metazoa; Chordata; Actinopteri; Batrachoidiformes; Batrachoididae
Gene: b4galt4
Product: UDP-Gal:betaGlcNAc beta 1,4- galactosyltransferase, polypeptide 4
Exons: 6
Coding region: 232-1278 (348 amino acids)
Biological process (GO): carbohydrate metabolic process
Molecular function (GO): glycosyltransferase activity
Source: RefSeq, a predicted model, not a curated record
UUGUUUUUAUCCUGUCGUUGGAUUUUGAGGAAGCAGCGUUGGAUUUCCACCAAGAGGUUUCCUGGUUUUUGUGACUCUAUCAUGCUUUACAUCUCAGUGAGAGUUUUUUUUUCUCCUCACCAUGGGAUAACUGUUCAGGAAAUAGAUUUCUACUGAACUGUUAUACAACAAGGACCUACCAGCAGCUGCUGUUGUCAUUUUUUCUUUGAAAACCAUCGGUGUGGCACAGUUAUGGGCUACUGUUUGUCUCUGUGGAAGACUUUAAGAAGGGGGAAGUAUUUUCUGCUGCUGCUUCUCUGUCUGUCGGUGGUGGCAUGGAUUGCAAUUUUUUCAAGUGAAACAGUAAAAUCUCAGCGGGUUUUUUCGACCACAAUGCAGACUUUUAGAAAAGGAGAUGUGUGGGGUAACAUCAGUUUUUGGUCAUCACUGACAGAUUGCUCAACAUCUUCACCAGUGAAAGUUGAUUGCCCAGAGGAGUCACCAUUGCUUCAGGGAGCUAUGAAGCUGGCCUUUGACCCGUCUCUGACACUGAAGGAUGUUGAGCUUGAGAACAAAGCAGUGACUGAAGGCCAGUACAAGCCCCCGGAUUGUACAGCAAGGCAGAGCAUCGCGAUUCUCAUCCCUUUCCGAAACCGAGAGAAACACCUCCUCUACCUCCUUCACCAUCUCCAUCCUUUUCUGCAGAGACAGCAACGACAUUACGCCAUCUAUGUCAUCCAGCAGGCUGGUGAUGCUACAUUUAAUCGUGCCAAGUUACUGAAUGUUGGCUUCCUGGAGGCACAGAAGGACUACAGUUGGGGGUGUUUCAUCUUUCAUGAUGUGGACUUGGUUCCUGAAAAUGAUCACAAUUUAUACAAGUGUGACAAAUAUCCAAGACACCUGGUAGUUGGCCGUAAUUCCACAGGAUACAAACUGCGCUACAGAGGCUACUUUGGAGGAGUUACAGCCCUGUCCAAAGACCAGUUUGAUCAAGUUAAUGGAUUUUCUAACAGUUACUGGGGCUGGGGUGGAGAGGAUGAUGACCUUCGUGUCCGAGUUGAACUGCAGAAAAUGAAGAUUAUCCGACCUCCUGAUGAGGUUGCUCGCUACACCAUGGUGUUUCACAAACGGGACAGUGGAAAUAAAAUAAAUGGAAACAGGAUGAAGAUGUUAAGACAGACAGCUCAAGUGUGGCGAAAGGAUGGACUCAGCAGUUGCUCGUACAAGGUUUUGUCACUUGAGAGGUCGAUACUUUAUGUGAAUGUUACUGUGGACAUCGGUGAGCCACAGCUUAGCUGAUAUUUUGAAACGGGGAGACUUGCUGUGACCCAAAAAAAUCUAUAAUGGUAUUUUUUAUGUGGUAUGUUUUGGUUUCUGAGUGCAAAACAAAAAUCUGCCUUUGAGCAGAACAUUAAGCACACAAAAUGCAUAUUUUUAUAUCCUGUGAGGUGUGCGCUCAAUGUUACUCUGCCUUCAUUCCUUCCUAUCAA